UGUCGAGUAUUUCGAGUAAACCAUGUGUGACUGUCUUCCCUCCAGCCCCCUAUCCUUUACUGUCACAAAAUUUCGACAAUUAGGGUUUUGCAGAACCAAUCAGAGACCCCAGAGCCCACCACAUCCUUACUUUUACAUCCCAAAUUGUUUGAAGCUAUCAAAUUUCACAAAUUUAGACAUAACAGGUCUUAGAAAUGGUAGGUCUUUGGUCCUCUGCAGAAGAGCGAGCGAGAAUCCCUCAGAGGAUUUUGGGUUUGGCGCUGAAUUAGGGUUCAAGGAGAAAAGGGAAAACCUUUUCGACCUCGAAGCAAAACCAAGCGAUGCGGUAAAGAAAAAUGGGAUUGAUCCCAGUAAGGAAGGUAAUGCUUCAUUGGGUUCAGAUUUUCUGCAAUCGGAGGGUGGUCUGGGGGAUGAGAAGCAAAGUACAAAGACUGAUGAGAGCUUAGAAAAUGAGAAUUGGGUUCGAAUGGAGGGUGCAGAUGGUGAUGGGCUAGAAAAUGAGGAGGGGUUGAAGCACAUUGAUGGAAAAGUUGGGCUGAGAAAAGGGAGGCAGGUGAUGAGGAGGUCCAAUAUUCUUGCAAAGCAAGUGAUCAGCAUCCGAAGUGCUCUCAGCUUGGGAUUUGUUUCACAGCUUUGGGUCAACACCAACUCUUGGAUGGUAAUGUUUGUAGAAGUGAAGCGAAACUUGCUUUCUGGGGAAUCUGAACGUUUUCUCCUCGAUGAUAUUACUCAGGUUGGUGAUGUUGUGCUUGUGGAGGACGAGAGUGUGGUUGAGAAUGAAUUUAAAAUUGCUGGACUGGAAACAUUGGUAGGAUACCAAGUUGUAACACCGGGUCGACGAACUAUGGGGAAGGUUCGAGGAUACAGUUUUAACAUCAAUUCAGGGGCUGUGGAAUCACUUGAGCUUGAUUCAUUUGGGAUUUCCAUUAUCCCAUCAAGUUUGGUGAGUACUUAUGCUUUGUUUGUUGAAGAUGUGCUGGAAGUUGUAUCUGAUGCUGUCAUUGUGCAUGAAGCUGCAGCUUCGCACAUACACAGGCUGACCAAGGGUUUCUUGGACAGCCAAAAUGUUGCGACUUCCCUCGAUGAGCUUGACGAAUAUUCCGAUUUCGAAAGACCUGCACGAUCGGACAAGCAUACAAGAAGAAGCUUUGGCAACCAGAAGUUCAAUUCCAGGAAAAGCAAGACCAAUGAUGAUUGGGACCUCCCAAUGGAUUACUUCUAAUCCUGGCGGUUUUGUUACCUUAUUGUACAUAAUAUACAUAAGAUUGGCCUAGGUUUCACCAUUGUAAUGCAUUCAUAUGUAAAAUAUAAGCUUGAAAAUUGGGUGAAUAGAUUCCAACAUAAAUGUCAUGUUGCUUAAAUUGUCCAUA
Molecule: messenger RNA, 1370 nt
Organism: Prunus dulcis (almond)
Lineage: Eukaryota; Viridiplantae; Streptophyta; Magnoliopsida; Rosales; Rosaceae
Exons: 7
Coding region: 23-1222 (399 amino acids)
Source: RefSeq, a predicted model, not a curated record